GUUAAAUGUCAAAAGCACCAAAAGAAAAGGAAAUUGGUACAACUCGCUUACAGCUUUUGGUUGACAAAAUUACUACAUCUGGUUCCAAUAACGUUGAUUGUUCACUCGUUGAAGAGACUAUAAAUAUAUGCAGCAAGUCAAGUUCUACUGUUUCUGAUUUAUUUCGAUUUGCUACUAUUCAAUUACGCCGUAAUCAUGCUCAGAUUAGACUUGGAGUGUUAAGAUUACUUAGAUUGUUAUCUUCUCCCCAAGCGAUCGUUCGUCAGUUAACCUUGGAUAUGAAUGACGCGACCAAAUUCAUUCCUUUGGCGAAAUGUCUUCGUAACUUGAUUUUAGAUAAUUUACAAGAUACUUUUUCAUAUAUUGUACAGUUAGAAUCAUAUUCUGCGCCUAUGCUUUUACCAAAAGAAGCCGCUAAAGAAUUACAAUUUGAAGGAAUAGAACUUCUUCUUGAUUGGGAGUAUGAAUUAGAACAAGGACAUUUUGAUGUCACUCCUUGGAAUCCUGACCUAUCUCCGCCCCUAUCAUGGGUGCCAUCACAGAGAGCCAAAGGUCAAUUGAAAGCAUUUAUAAAUUUCCUCAAUUUGGAUAGUCGGCCCCUUGGUAACUUUGGUUCUGGAUAUUGUCCAACAAAACAACUAAUAAAAAAGAUACAAGAACAACGUAAACAAAAGUCUCAAUUGUUCAAGAGUGAAGUAAAAAAAUCUCAUCGCCUUCUUAAUGAUUGCCUGAAUGAAAUCGAAGAAUGUAGCGAAUCGGUUGAAGAAAAUUUAGUCUCUUUGUCAACUAUAUUAGAAAUACUGGUUCCCAAUCCAACGUCUGAGUCUAGUGAAAUUGAUAAAACGGAAAUAAUCGAAAAUCAAUCAGAGACUGACCAUAAGUCCAUGACAACCAUGAACUCAUUUGAUUCUUUACGUUUGCAUGGAUGUCUUCCUGGAAGUUCAAGUGGUUUCGGUUUGGGCUCUACACUUACGAUUGAAAUUCAAUUGCCUUGUAAUAGUCAAGUUAAUUCAUCUGGAGCUUCAUUUGAACCAAAAAUCUAUAUUAAACGUUCGACAGAAACAAAAGAAUUAGAAGAGUCAGCUACAACUUUCGCUCGUUUAGCAGCAGAAAAACAUAGACCUAAACUUACGGAUUACUUGCAAACUUUGGAAAGUACUCACUCAAUGAAUUUUGCUGCAAAACUUUCUUCUAAACGGAAUGAAAAAAUCGAAAUUCUUAAACAGUGGAUUAGUCGAAUUCAAACCCUGACAUCUUUAUUCUAUGAUCGAAUCGAAUUCAUUGAUAGCGAACCAAUCCAUCGCGUAAAUAAUCCUGACCGUACUUCUAUCUCUAGUGAUGACAGUGAUUUUGAAGAGGUAGUCAGCACUACAUCAGAUACUGGUAAAUCACUAUGUUAUCCAAGUUCAUUACACGAAAAUUUAUCAUGCGGAAGAACAGAAUCGAUUAACACUAGAAGUCUGUCCGUUGUUAAUAGUGAUCCCAACCAACAAAUAGUUCAGUUAACAAAUGAAGAUCAACCGAAGUCUCGGAAACAUGGGACUGUUGUAACCGGUUCGACACAAAACUUUAUUUCCUGUGAUGUCACAACAAACCCUCAUACUGCAUCUUGGAGGGAUAGCGAAUCUGUUCACCGUUUUUGGAAACCUAUUGAUCCAGACGAAUAUAAUAGACCAAAAGAGUAUCUUGAUUCAGCUGUUUCAUGGUUUUCAACUAAUGAUACUCAAUGUUGUCCUCCAAAUAUUCAUUCCGAAUCUGCAAACACAUUUGAAUUUACGGAAAAUGAGAUCAAAGAUACUGACUUCACGGUGGCUCCUCGACAGCUGUUCUGUUGGGCUCCCUUGUUAUCUGGUUCAUUAUGCCGUCGAUGUGAUCCAAGCGGUCGAUGUCCUAUACAUGGCAGAAUUGUUAAACGUGACAAAAUAACUGGGAGACCGAUUAAUAUGAAUGACCGAAAACUUCUCCAAACAGAAAUGGAAUCUAAGAGAUUAGCUAGACAAAAAAGUGAGUUUUCUUGUGUAAUGGUUUAAUUUCACACGAAUUUUCUUAGUUAUAUCAAUUCAUAAGUUGAAGGCUACUCUGUGAAAAAUGUAGAUUUUUUAACAUCGAUAUCAAUCUUCUCUCUUCGUUGUUUUGACCACUUAUAAAGUUGUUAUUCACAAAAAAAUAGAGUUUUCAGUGAAAUAUUACUAAUUGUUCUUGAAAUAAUAAGCUUUGUGAUCUAAUUUUGUACAUGUUAACAUGAAUUUAACAAAUUGGUCCCUGCACAGCAGCUCGCAUAUGGUCGAAACCGUGUUCUACCCAAGUUAAACGAUCAGGGAGUGGCCCGAAAGAAAAUCACCUACUUCGGUUUAGACACAUGAGUAGUAUACCAGCCCUCUCACAAAAUUAAUCAUAAAUACAACUCGAAAAACAUAUACCUGCUUGGAUCCUCAUCCUCACAAAUAUUCGGUACCAUUCGUUGUUAGUUUAUAUUGAGUUACUUGUCAACUCGCAUUUAUUUUAUUUUAUGUAUUCCUUUAUUUUUCAACUUAUAUAGCAGCUCGCCUAUGGUGGAAACCCUGUCCCAUCUAAACGAUUUCGAGUCACUGACUGGUCAAAAGUUGAAUGAUACCACCGACUAAGAAUACUGAUACAAUCUUUCUGAAACUACGUAUGACAUUCAAACUGGCUUCCUUCAACGUUCUCACACUGAUGCAGAUCGAACAACAGAUAGGGUUGACUAUUUCCUUAGAAAGUCUCAACAUCGAUGUAUGUUGUCUAUUCAAGACUGUAGUGAAGUACUAUAAAUUCUCUCUCCAUCUGUCUCUUCGGAAAGCUUGUUUCACGUGCGUUUGUCCGGAGACUCUGUGGCAUCUCUAUCUGGCUUUGCUGGGGUUGGUGUUUCACUAAGCACUAGAGCCGAGACAGCACUAAUCAAUUGGAUGAGCACUGGUUGCAUUUGCAUGACGCCAUGAAAAUGGCGAGUAAAUUCGCUUGCAGCUUCGCGAAACGUCCAGCUUAUAAGCGCUGAAUUUCUACAGGAUCGUUACAACCUGUUGACGCACAUCGGUCUAUUCCGAGUGACUGCGAGUUUGACCAUAAAUGAAGAUUAUUGUGUAAUGAAAUUGUGCGAAGUUUGCGUAUGAACCGAGAAGCUUGGUGGUCGGAGCGUACUAACGAGUUGGAAGCAGCAGCUGCAUCUUGUGACUUACUGAAGCUCUUUCAACUCAUCCGAGACACUGGCAGCAAGAAGUCAGGUGUAUGAAACAAUCUGUCAAGCUGGCAGAAUGUCAAUCGAUAACAUCUACUGACAUCUUGAACGAUAGUCUGAGUUUUUCGAGCAGCAGUUUAACUGGUCUGCUGCCCCGGCGACGUCGAUUAGACUGUCCUGCUCUCCAUGGCAGGAACUCCGACUCUUAAAGUGUCACAAAUCACCAAGCUCAGAUGACCUACCUCUGGUCCUUUUUAAAGAUGUUGGUGACUUUAUCGUUAAGGAACUGACUGAGUUGUUGACAAAUGUCUGGCAAUUAGAGAGAGAGUGUGUUCCAACAUCAUGGAAUGAGUAGAUAGUUGCCCCUGUCUUCAAGAAGAAUUCACGUCGUUUCUGUAACAACUAUCGGGGGAUAGUUCUACUUCCGAUUGCGUCCAAACUAUUAGUUUCUGUCAUACUUCGUCGAUUGUUCAAAACCUUAGAAAGAUUGACUGGUGAGGAGCAGACUGGCUUUUGUUCUGGUUGAGGAUGUAUUGGUCAUAUCUUCACCCUCCUCCAAAUGUUAGAACACCGUCAUACUCAUCACAAGCCAACAACCAUAGUGACAUUAGGGCCGCCUUCGAUUCGUUGGACAGGACU
Molecule: messenger RNA, 3832 nt
Organism: Schistosoma bovis
Lineage: Eukaryota; Metazoa; Platyhelminthes; Trematoda; Strigeidida; Schistosomatidae
Source: the annotation of a GenBank genome assembly